Messenger RNA from Centrocercus urophasianus (Greater sage-grouse), 2036 nucleotides. RefSeq names its product NIPA like domain containing 3 (gene NIPAL3). The transcript has 12 exons. The record is from RefSeq and is a predicted model, not a curated record. Gene Ontology annotation, cellular component: membrane. The coding region runs from base 305 to 1531 and encodes 408 amino acids. Gene Ontology annotation, molecular function: magnesium ion transmembrane transporter activity. Gene Ontology annotation, biological process: magnesium ion transport. Lineage: Eukaryota; Metazoa; Chordata; Aves; Galliformes; Phasianidae.
CUGGCGCAUGCGCAUUAAGGUGACUCUAGAAGGCGAGUGCCUGGGUGCGGCGGUCUUCCUCUGGGACAGGAAUGCUGUGGAAUUGGGGAGUGCUCUCUGCUGCUUUCAGGACCGGGCUCUAGGAAUGUCCUGGCCGUAGCAUAACCCUGCAGAGGAAGAAAAGCAGGCAAGCUGCAGAGAAUUUCAAGAAGCAAAGCAGGAUGGAUGGGAAGAAGUGGUACCAAGUCACAAAUGACCUAACUUCAGCAGAGUUCAAGCCUCUUUAAAGAGUUCUGUCGUCCAGGAGACUGAAAAACAAACAAAAAUGGAAGGAGGCAACAGUCCACACAUGCAACUUCAGCAAGUCCCACUGGCCACAGCAGCAGUUUCUGUGCAGCCACACGCAGACUCCUUUUCUUAUAAGGAGAAUUUGAUUGGUGCAUUACUAGCUAUUUUUGGGCAUCUUGUUAUCAGUAUUGCACUCAACCUCCAGAAAUACAGCCAUAUCCGGUUGGCAGGUUCCAAAGAUCCCCGAGCCUAUUUCAAAACCAAGACAUGGUGGUGUGGACUUUUUCUCCUGGUUCUGGGAGAACUGGGGGUGUUUUCUUCUUAUGCCUUUGCUCCUCUUUCACUGAUUGUGCCUCUCAGCGCAGUGUCUGUUAUAGCUAGUGCAAUCAUAGGAAUUAUAUUUAUUAAAGAAAAAUGGAAGCCCAAGGAAUUUUUGAGGCGAUAUGUUUUGUCCUUUGUAGGUUGUGGUUUGGCAAUUGUUGGAACUUAUCUGCUGAUUACGUUUGGACCUAAUAGUCAUGAGAAGAUGACAGGAGAAAAUAUCACUAGGCAUUUAGUGAGCUGGCCAUUUCUGUUGUAUAUGCUUGUAGAAAUCAUCAUAUUCUGCCUGCUACUGUAUUUUUACAAGGAGAAAAAUGCAAACUACAUUGUAAUAAUUCUCCUGUUGGUGGCUUUGCUGGGUUCCAUGACUGUUGUGACAGUGAAGGCUGUGGCAGGCAUGAUUGUUGUCUCAAUACGAGGAAACCUCCAACUCAACUACCCGAUAUUCUAUAUCAUGUUGGUGUGCAUGAUUGCUACAGCAGUCUUUCAAGCAACAUUUUUAGCUCAAGCUUCACAGCUCUAUGAUUCAUCUCAAAUUGCGAGCAUUGGCUACAUCCUGUCCACAACAGUAGCUAUCACAGCAGGAGCAACUUUCUACCUGGAUUUCACUGGUGAAGAUGUUCUUCAUAUAUGUAUGUUUGCACUUGGAUGCCUCAUAGCGUUUCUAGGUGUCUUCCUGAUCACAAGAAAUAGAAAGAAAUCUGUACCGUUUGAACCCUAUAUAUCAAUGGAUGCUAUGCCAGGCAUGCAAAACAUGCAUGACAAAGGGAUUGCAGUUCAGCCUGACCUCAAAGCUUCCUUUUCCUAUGGUGCCCUGCAAAACAAUGACAGCACACCAGAAAUUUAUACACCUGCUACACUGCCAAUAGUGCAGGAGCAACAUGGUUCCAGAGGAGUUUCUGCUCCACCAUACCGGGUGCUGGAGCACAGCAAAAAGGAGUGAAUGACCUUUAAGGAACUGAUUUGACUCAUCGGAAGUAUGCCCUUUAUUUAUUUACCUGAUUAAAAUGUAGGCAAGUGUUAAGCCGACUUUGAUAUAGUUUAAAGUUUGUCUCAAACUUUACUUUAAAGACUGAUUAUUAAAAUAAGCAACUCUCUGUAGCUGUGAAGUUGAAAGCAUUCCUCUUAGCAAGAAGUAAAUCACAGUCCUCCGUUGAAGGCUGCUGAGAGCAUGAAAUACUGAAUACAGUAUCGCGUCUUUAGGAAACUAAUGAAAUAGCAGAUGCUGUGGGAAGAGAAGUAACCAUGCAAUUUCUAGCUCUGCUGGGAGUGGUUUAUUUCCAAAUAGAGGUUUUCAGGCGUUGUUCACAGUGAGAUGAGGAAAGGAUUUAAUCUUUUACACAGAGAGAUUGACGAAUUUUUGGAAAAGUUGUAAACCCUCAUGUUUCUAACGUAACCACCAUGCUACCUUAACAUGGCAAUAAAAUUUAAUUAUUUUCAAGCACUAA